CAAAUCCAUCACCAAGUGUGAUAGUAUACUUGCGUUACCGUAAAGCUCGAUUCUCGAGCAGGCCCUUUGGGCUUGCUCUUCGAGUUCGCUAUUACAUGUCACUUGUUUGAUUGAUAUAGAAUUUGAUCUUCGUUGUUGCCGUGGGUUAUAUUCCAGGAAGUCAUCAGCGGAGACAGCCACCAGGUCAUAGACGAUCUUAUGUAGGAAUGCCAGGCGCUGGUCUCGUCGGCGCUCCUUUAAUGGUUUCCACUUCAGAAUGUGAGUAUUCCUUGAGAAAUCAUGUGAAUUAAAUCAGUCUACUUACCAACAGGACAAAUAAUACUAGAGACAAACUUUCCAGGAAAAUGUCAAAACUACCAAGAAAUGCUUUAUUAAAAGUCGUUCAUCAUACACACCGGGGAUUCACAACUUUCUGCAAAAGCAGUAAUAAUGAUCUAACCUACAGACAAUAUGUGGCAAUACGAAUUCUAGCACUGAAAACUGGGUCAGGCACUCAGAGCUCGAAGGUAUAUAGUAAUAGAAGUACAUCUUGUGGGCCAGGGACUCUGAGCUCCAGGGUUUAUAGUAAUAGCAGUACAUCUUCGACACAAGAUAUAACUAAUGAUAGUGUUACAGAAGAAAAGGAACAUGAUUUAGCAUUGUUUCCUGAUCCGAGUGACUUAAAUAAGUUUGUACCAGUAUGUGAGCCGGCACGAGAUGAAGAUUUUAAAAGAUUGCAGGAGUUUGUAAAUCACAGCAAGCGUUUACUUAUUCUCACAGGUGCAGGUAUCUCGACAGAGAGUGGUAUACCGGACUAUAGAUCUGAGGGUGUAGGUCUGUAUGCAAGAAGUACUAACAGACCUGUUCAGUAUCAGGACUUUGUCAAGGACCCAGAAAUAAGACAGAGGUACUGGGCUCGUAACUAUGUAGGCUGGCCCAAGUUUGGGUUUUUCCUGCCUAACAAAUCCCAUGUAGCUCUGGCCGAGUGGGAGAAGAAAGGUAAGGUCCACUGGUUGGUCACUCAGAAUGUAGAUGCUCUACAUUAUAAAGCUGGCAGUAAGAAAGUCACAGAACUUCAUGGCAGUGCACACAGAGUGAUGUGUCUAAGUUGUGAUCAUAAAAUGACACGUCCGGAGAUGCAGGUACUCAUAGAUUCAUAUAAUCCUAACUGGAGUGCACAGUCAGAUGAAAUAGCUCCUGAUGCUGACGUCCAACUUUCCCAGGAACAGAUCAAAGGCUUUAAGGUUCCACCUUGCCCAAGUUGUGGUGGCCCGUUGAAACCAGAGAUUACAUUUUUCGGUGACAAUGUAAUGAAGCCGAUUGUAGAGUUUAUACACGAGAAAGUGAAAGAGAGUGACAGUUUACUUUUUGUUGGAACCUCUUUACAGGUAUACUCUGGGUACAGAUUUGCAUUAGCUGCUAACGACCAAAGAAAACCAAUAGCAAUCCUAAAUAUAGGACCCACACGAGCGGACAAGCUGGCACGGUUACAGAUUCAUGCAAAAUGUGGUGAUAUUCUGCCCAAGAUUCGAGUCUGGAGAUGACACUGGACGAUCUUAGAUUUUUUUCGGAUAUCAUUUUAGAAACUUUUAACUAUAUUAGUUUAAAUCAAAGGCUUUUUUUUAUUUUAUGUUUUGAACAACAUCUCAUGGUCUGGAAAAUAUUGAAGACCAAAUCUGUAUUGAGAACUACAGAAAUGUUAGAACGAUUGUUGACAGUCAAUAUUUUUGCAGUAAAUAUAAAAUCACCUUGUACAUGUUCCUUUGAUGUAAAAGAAAACUUUCAAACGACAUUUUAUGGUCACAUGACUUUCUUGUAUAUGAGAUUGAGUGGAUUGAAAUAAUUAUUUCUGACACUUCUGUUAACUUUAUGCUUGAAAUGUUUGAAUUUUUCACUUGCUUUUGGCGAGUGGAUAAGCUUACACAAAACUGAGGCAAGAGCCAGAUUUCUGUCUGAACCUAGCACCUGUGAUAGAUUUUAGCUCAUCUUUUUUUUAAAGAAUAGGUAGAGCUAUUGCAUUCACCUACUUGUUAGCUUGCGACAGGAUUUGGUUAAGUUAUGUAAGCUGGUAUAUCAGAAAUGGAUUGAAAAUUCACAAACUUGUUCAUCGUGGUUAUCUGGAAUUAAAUGUAAAGGUUUAAUAAAUCUGCUUUUCGUUUUUACAAAGUCAUUACCCUUUCUUCGACUGACCAUUUUUUUGGUGAAGUUUUGUAUGCAAACAGGUACCUCUGUAACCCCUAUAGAGAAUAGAUUGAAACUUUACACACUUGUUAAGAGUGAUGAUCUGAUAUGUGUUGUCCAGGUUUAAUGACUUUUUUUUUUUACUUAACAAUUGUUUGGUAUAUCCAUCUUUUUUAGCAUCAGAAGCGGGGAAAAUUAUUGUCCCUUUUGAACUUGCUUACUGUGAAUGUCUUAAUAUACAUUGAAGCCUAAAUUUUAUUGAAGUAUGUUUGUGUCAGUCUACGAAACUAAUUCCUUACAAAUAAAUAUAAUUUCUAUUCAUUUUAUUUCCAAAAGUUUACAUCGAAAGAAGUCGUAUCCCUACAAAAUAUCUGUUUGGGUCAAAUCCGCAAAAUUUCAUGUCUGCGAAAUUCUAAGUUUUUACAGUAUGUCAAUCUCUUCGUUAUUUUAAUUCUUUUUGUUGAAAAGGACUUUGAAUAGUCAAGUGUUUCUUUCUUGAGACAGUUUUUGUUUUCCUUGCAUAACAUAUUCUACAAGUAACAGAUGAAAUAUGAUAAAGUAGAUGACUUUUUAAAGUUUUUUUUCUUACUGUAACAUGCCAGUAUAAAUUUACUGCAAUCAUCCAUAAGUCACAGCACAAAAUAUUAUCCUGCCAUACAGUGUGUAAGAAGUUUUUCAAUCACUAGUGAAAAUGUGGGAAGCUCCUGUGUGAUGUUCUUGGAAAUAUAUUUAGACAUAAAAAAUUACUGAACAAAUAUUUUCACCUGAAAGUAAGGGGACGAUUUUAAAACUGACUUGAAAGUUUUCAGUUUAAGCACUCCAUAGACCUGUAUUAUUCUUUAUAUAGUAUCACAUUUGAAAGAAAUUUCCAAAAUUAUGAUAAAAUAUAAACUAGAGUAAGAACUGGAUAUCUCAAUAUAUCUGGGUAUAUACAAAUAGACCAAACACCUAGGCUGCUGGUCUUAAGCUCUCAGUGACUUAACUAAGGUAGCAACAUUUGCUGUAGAUCUAGUGUAUUUUGGCAACAACCCCCGACUUGUUUCCUUCUAGGCAUGUCCCAGUAUAUAAAUAGAAUGACAGUCAGUUGAAACAUGCUUGUACAGUAAUUAGUGAUGUUGAACCAUAGGAGUAUAAGUGACAUUCACAGAAGAAUGUUUUUACAUAUGUAGAACUUCUUUCUUAAACAACAUAUGGAGAACUUCUCUCUGAAAUAAUAUUUCAUCAGUUUGCUUGUUUGUUUGAAAUAAAAGAAAUGCUCACUUUAA
Molecule: messenger RNA, 3425 nt
Organism: Mercenaria mercenaria
Lineage: Eukaryota; Metazoa; Mollusca; Bivalvia; Venerida; Veneridae
Product: NAD-dependent protein lipoamidase sirtuin-4, mitochondrial-like
Exons: 7
Coding region: 345-1523 (392 amino acids)
Molecular function (GO): NAD-dependent protein lysine deacetylase activity; NAD+ binding
Source: RefSeq, a predicted model, not a curated record